UUUUUUUCACAUCAUUAAUUAUCGAAAAAAGGGUGGUAAGGGAUAAUACGUGCCGUGAUAAUGAUGUCAACUAUAACUGAUCCAUCUGGAUUAGCUUGAGACGACAAGUUGUUGAUGAAAACUUACAUGCACACAUAAGCGACAGAGUAAACUAUAAAUAAUCAGUCAGUUGUGGUUCUUUAGAAAGUUGCAGAAAUGUGUCGCAAGUGCUUUGAAAAGAAAUGGCCUUCAUCGCUCUCCUACUAUGAUGACGAGUUGGGAGAGGAGACGUUAAAAGAAGACGAAGGAAUCAAAAAUAUCGUUGGAGGUCUUCACCAAUUAUCACUCCCGUGUUGUGAUGGCAAAUCGAAAAUAAGAUCAUCAAAACAAGAAGCCGAACAUGUUAUAGACGGUUGUAUGACAGGCUUGGCUGUUGUAGGGGGUGUAGUUUUGGGAGCGGCUGCACUGUUCGGUCUCGGACUUGCUGUUGGUCUCGGUUCGAAAAAUUCGAGAAGUCGCAGAUAUUGACUUGAAAUUUUAUUAGAUGUCAUGAAAUAAACAAA
Schistosoma rodhaini is the source of this 542-nucleotide messenger RNA. Lineage: Eukaryota; Metazoa; Platyhelminthes; Trematoda; Strigeidida; Schistosomatidae. The record is from the annotation of a GenBank genome assembly.